Messenger RNA from Yamadazyma tenuis ATCC 10573, 1391 nucleotides. NCBI's taxonomy places the organism in Eukaryota, Fungi, Ascomycota, Pichiomycetes, Serinales, Debaryomycetaceae. The record is from RefSeq and is a predicted model, not a curated record.
GGCACAGCCCUUGUUGUGCCUCAAGGAGGGCAGUGAGCCGGUUGAGUAGUCCAGGUGCUUGUUAGUUGUGCUGUUGUUGAAACCCAUUUCUGGUCCAAGCACCCAUGGUAAAAAAAAUUGCCCCCUACACCCAGCACAUCUCUUCUCUGUCCACUAAUCUGUCUGUGGCAUCGCGAUCGCGCACCUAACUAACAGCUGCGAUAACUAGAUAACCCGUAAUGCACAGUCGAUUCCCAUUUCUUCUACGGCAACUUCUGUCGCGACCGGACCACUUCUCCCGCUAUCCGCUCAAUAAUGAGCUGCUUGUCAAGCGCAUCAACUGGUUCAAAUCCGCUUCCAGUUCUCUUCCUCCACCAUCUAUUUUCCCCAUGCUCAUCGAUGCCAUCAAUGCCACUAGACAGAUACAACUUCAAAACACUCCCCAAGUGCACCAGUCAGACUUUCUUUCCAUUUCUCCAAGUGAAUCUAAUGAUGAUCUCGAAAACCAGCUUGUGCAACUUCUCCAACACUACAAACUGCACUGGAACUCUACAAACCAUCUAAUACGACACUAUCUACAUGAACCUCCACGGCCAAACCUGGCGAGCGUGGUGGACUUGGUCUCGCUGCUGUUUUUGUCCCAACUCCAAUACGGCCGUGUUGAUUAUGGGCUUGUGCGUCUGGGAAUCGACAAUUUGCUCCAUACCAACGACUACGCGAGCAGCUUCAAACUCGUAGAUGCAACACUCUAUGCACCCCAAUUCACCCAGCACUCCUCCAGAGUGCUACGGCGAACCCUAUCAUGGGUUCUGGCGGCAUUUUUGGCCGUUAAUGUACUUGAAAUUGCCAUAUUACCGUUGAUUCUGCCGGCUUUUCUAGUUUUGGCCAACACCGCACUAGCAGUAAGUCUAGGCUACGGAUUCACCAACCUUAAGUUCCCCCGGCACCUAGGGCGUGUGAGCUGGCGGAUGUCCAAGUCACCACGUCAGGGGGUUUUGCACAACGAAGAGCUUUUCCUUGUCAAUCGCAUUAUCACCUACUUCGAGGAGAAUAACGAAAUUAACUUGAAGAACUACCACACAAGUCAGGUUCGGGAGUUUUCCAACCCCAACAUCAGCCGCUUCAACGACUACUUCGUGGAACUACCAACAUCGACCGCCGUGACGGCUGUGGGACAACAUGGCCAAUACAUAGAUGAAAAUAUAGUUGCCCUCCAGCAGAUGUUUCGGCGCGAGCUCAUCGGUCGCAAAAUAGCCAUCAAUGAUUUGCCGGAAGAACUUCACUUUGUGGAGUUCUGGAUGACUCAGGGCGAGAACUUUGAGUGGGUAGAGCCGGACCAGGACCCAGCUGAAAUUGUUCGGUUCAGAAAGAAUAGCUAAUAGAUAAGUUGAAAAAUACACAAGUUGAUGUAA